This is a messenger RNA of Drechmeria coniospora, 2151 nucleotides long. Its product is annotated as GMC oxidoreductase. Lineage: Eukaryota; Fungi; Ascomycota; Sordariomycetes; Hypocreales; Ophiocordycipitaceae. The transcript has a single exon. Bases 1 to 2151 code for a protein of 716 amino acids. Gene Ontology annotation, molecular function: oxidoreductase activity, acting on CH-OH group of donors; flavin adenine dinucleotide binding. The record is from RefSeq and is a predicted model, not a curated record.
AUGGUUCGCGGCGAUGCCGAGGCAAUGCCCCUGACCAGCAGCUUGGUCGAUGUGACUUGGGUUGCCUUGGUCCGAGUAGUACUUUCUCGCGCCUCCUGGAAUCUGGCCAGGAACGUCAUUACGACGCGAGCAGACCCCCAUACCCUUGAUAAGUCGUGCUCAUCUUGUUGGUGGGAAAGCACAGAGCAACUCUCGAGCGCUCACGACGGUGUGGAUUCCAAGAUGCGACCGCUGUUCCCCUCCCUUGCUGCCCUUCUCUUGGCAGAGCCAGUCGCGGCAGUCCACCUCACGGGCUACGACUUCAUCGUCGUCGGCUCUGGGGCGGGCGGUGGCCCCUUGGCCGCGCGGCUUGCCCUCGCCGGGCACAAGACGCUCCUCCUGGAAGCGGGAGACGACCAAGGUGGCAGCACGAACUACUCGGUACCAGCCUACUCGGCACGGUCGUCGGAGGACGAAGCGCUCGCGUGGAACUUCUUCGUCCGACACUAUGCCGACGACGAGCGCCAGGCCCGGGACUUCAAGACGUCAUACCGCACCAGCGACGGCGGCCUCUACACGGGCCUGAACCCGCCGCGAGGGGCCGAGAUGCUCGGGACGCUGUACCCACGGACGGGGACGCUCGGCGGGUGCACGGCGCACAACGCCUUGGUGGCCGUGUACCCGCACCGGUCCGACUUCGAGUACAUGGCAGCACUGACGGGGGAUGCGUCGUGGGCGCCCGACAAGAUGCGCAAGUACUUUGUGCGCAUGGAGCGCAACCGCUACCUGCUGCCGGGUGCCAAGGGCCACGGGUACGAUGGUUGGCUGGGCACACAGACGGCGCCGCUGACGAUCCCGCUCCAGGAUCCGCAGCUGCUGAGCCUCGUGUCGGGCGGAGCGUUUGCGCUCGGCAACCUGUCCGAGGCGGUGUCGAACUUGGGGACGGUGCUCUUGGGCGACGCCAACGCCGACUCGGCGCGGCGUGAUGCCGAGGGCGGCUACUUCCAGACGCCGAUAUCGACCGAUGGCGGCAGGAGGGUCGGCUCACGCGAGUUCGUCGUGGCGGUGCGGGAUGCGAAGAAGAAGGACGGCACCAAGAAGUACCCGCUCGACGUCCGUCUCAACUGCCACGUCACCAAGGUGGUCGUGGACGAGAGCGGCGACGAGCCGCGGGCGACGGGCGUCGAAUUCCUCGACGGUGCCUACCUCUACCGGGCGAGCCCGCGAGCCCGGAGCGGGGGGAAGGGCGUUGCGGGAUCGGCGUCGGCGAGGCUCGAGGUCAUCGUCGCCGGUGGCUCGUACAACUCGCCUCAGCUGCUCAAGCUCAGCGGCAUCGGUCCCAAGGAGGAGUUGGCUCGGUUCGGUAUCCGGCUCGUGAAAGAUUUGCCAGGUGUCGGAUCGAACCUGCAGGAUCACUACGAGGUUGCCGUCCAGGGUCGCGCGCCUGCCCCCUUCGCUUCGGUCGCCGACUGCACCUUCCGCGACGACCCGGACGAGGACCCGUGCCUGCAUCGGUGGCAAAGGCCCGUGCUGGGCAACAGGGGAAGCUACGCCUCCAACGGACUUGCCGUUGCCAUGCUCUACAAGUCGUCGGCCUCGAAGACGGGCAAGUACGACGUCUUCGCCUUCGGUGGUCCCGUCAACUUCCGGGGCUACUUCCCCGGCUACAGCGUCAACAUCACGGCCAGGCACGACGUCUUCACUUGGGCCAUCCUCAAGGCGCACCCUCGCAACACGGCCGGGUCCGUCACCCUGCGCUCCGCCGAUCCGCUCGACGUGCCCGACAUCAUCUACAACUACUUCGACGCGGGUGCCGAGGCGGACUUGCGUGCCAUCCGCGAGGGCGUACGCCUCGCCCGUGAUGCCUUCCGUCGCCAGCCGCUCGUGGCCAUGACCGAGGUGCUGCCCGGCGACGGCGUCCGAUCCGACGAGCAGAUCGAGGCCUACGCGCGAGACACGGCCUGGGGUCAUCACGCAAGCUCAACGUGUGCCAUCGGCCGCGAUGACGAUCCCAUGGCCGUUCUGGACUCGAGCUUCCGCGUGAGGGGCGUCAAGGGGCUUCGCGUCGUCGAUGCGAGCGUCUAUCCCAAGAUCCCCGGUACCUUUACCGCCGUGUCGACGUACCUCGUGGCCGAGAAGGCGGCGGACGUCAUUCUGGAUCAGAACAAGUAA